Messenger RNA from Centruroides sculpturatus (bark scorpion), 1088 nucleotides. RefSeq lists its product as uncharacterized. NCBI's taxonomy places the organism in Eukaryota, Metazoa, Arthropoda, Arachnida, Scorpiones, Buthidae. The coding region runs from base 327 to 941 and encodes 204 amino acids. The transcript is spliced from 2 exons. The record is from RefSeq and is a predicted model, not a curated record.
GAUUUUCCCUUUCGCCAAAUGAAUGGUUGUGGUUAUUUGAUUGACUACCCGGCGGUACUUCUGAUUAAAUUUCACUUUCUGCUGCCCAAUAUCGCCACCCGAACUCUUCUCACGUCUUAAAAAUCUCGCAGAAAGACCUUUUAUAACAAUAACUUAGCGUAAUAAUUAAUUGUAAGAAUGCUUUGUUAGUUGUUACCAGUUUGUAUCGUCCUUCGAAAGGAUACGGGAUAUAAAUUCUAUUUAUUCAAAUAUCUAGAGUCGAGUCGGGGAAGCGAAUUGUAAUCUGGUGGUAACCUUUGAAGGAUCAAAGGAAAAAUCCCUAUAACAUGAAGGAUCCUUUUGACUUCGUCCUGACUCCUUUCAUUCGAUAUUCGGAUAAUGGCAGGCCUUUAGAAGAGCGCUUCCGAGUGAAAGAUGGGAUGUAUUUCAGAGCUCCCCAACAGAUUUAUCGUCGACAUACCGGAUCCAAACAUUUCCUCCAUCUACAUCCGAGUCAGUCGGUCCUUCCGGAAGAGUUCGAUCCUCCUCUAACGCUUCCACUUCCCGUAUCCGCAUCGACGAGACCCGGUAUAUCGACCGAACUGAGGGGAAGAUGGCACAGGAAAGAUCCGAACGCGCAAGAAGAUCCUUUCAACCUCCAUUUUCAUCCCUUCUACCGAUAUACAUGCAGUCGAACGCCUCUAGACCAACAUUUACGUUUACUCCCGGCAAACCACGGCGAACGGCCCACUCACAAACCCAUCCAUUUUCUAGCUUCUAUCAGAAAUCCUCAUGAUCGCUAUCUGUGGACUUCCGAGUAUCUGAAGCCUCAAAAACAAGAGAGAUAUCGAAUAGAAGGAGACAUCAAGCUGCGUGGGUGCCUCUACGACACCUUCUUCGAUUUUAACACCGACGGCGUACACGAAAUCUGGCCCAAGACGGGUUUUGUGGGUAGAAUGUAGAGUGCCCGAGUGGAGAAGAAUAAAUAUCGAGAGGCCGAAGUAAAAGACAAAAAUUCCAUUUUAAAAAUUUAGUAGAAACGUAUGAGGGGGGAAUUCUUAUUUUAUGUAAAGGUUUGGAAAUAAAAUAUAAUUACAAAGUUAAAGUCG